AUGAAAUUCUCGCAAUCCUCUUCACGUAUGUAUACUUCCUUAUUCCAAUAUUUGUCCAAAAAGAACAGAGUUCCUUUCUCAAGUGUUUGCACUUCAUUACCACUUCUCCAUGGGAAAAUUGAUUCAAAGAAGGUUUUUCAUUCAAAUUCGCAUGAGGAAACCUUUUGUUCGGGCCGCCUUCUCGUUGGAAAGUGUCCGCACUUUAUGGAUCAUUUUAUGUUUUCCUCCUCGUUCCCUAUAUUUAUCUAUAUUUAUUUCUUUCAUCAUUUUUUUGAAGUUUUAUUCGAUCACUUGAAAAUUUUUUUUAUGAAAAUAAGUUACAUAUUUGGCAAAAAUUUAUGAACUUUCUAGAAUUUUUUCUCUUUUCAUUUUUUUUUUCCAAAACAUCAUAUUUAGAGGUUAAAGUUGUUUCGAAUCCGAAUUUUAGCAUUUUGUUUGUUAGGAAACUUUGAAGAGUUCGUUUUUUUUUUCAAGGUUUUGACUUAAAAAAAAUUUAAAAAAUGAAACAAGUAAAAAAGACUCACCAAAAACCGUAUCGAAAAUAAAAAAGCGGCGCUUUACGACAGUAGUUCUGAUAACUUGAAAGCCGCGAAAAAAAGACAGCCGCCCUAAAAAAACACGAAAAAGAUUUGAUUUUAAUUUUUCCAAAAAAAAUUUUUCACGAAAUUCGACAAUUAUAAAUUAAAAAAAAUCUCAGAAAUAGGAAGAACUUUAUCACAAAAACUUUAAGUUCGAUUAUUCAAACCUUUUUGAUAUAUGAAAAAAAUGAUAAAAAAAGGCGAUUAAAAUCGAAAUUAACUAUAAUAAAAUGAAGAGAAAAUAUUUUUUUGGAAUUAAGUGCUGGAAUGUGUUCGUGCAUGUUUGUCUACAGUAAAGUCUACAGUAAUCCUAUAAUAUUUCUUUAAAGAUUUUUUUGUUUUUUUCUCAUUUUCAAACUUAUGGAGAUAAUCUGCCCAAAACAAUUUGAAAAAAAAAACGAGAAUAGAAGUGAAGAAGUUCCCAAAAGAAGGGUCUUUCUCCGUUUAAGUUUCAACCUGUACGGCUUUUGCGACUUUGAAACGUUAGAAAUGUUCGAAUGCAAAAUUAUAACGAUUGAAAGUUUCAAAUUUCAAUUAAAGGCGGAUGCGCGAUGCAAACGGUCCGGUUCAACAGGCAGGCGGUACUGGCGCUGGUCGGCUGCUUCGUCCUGACCCUCUGCCUCAUCGGGUACAUCUCCAGCGGCGAUGAGAGAUCUACCGUGGUCUCAGGUAACUUCUGAGACAGACUUUUUUAAAUGUGUCUCCAAUUCAGACCGUGGCUACGCUGUUCGACCGGCGGCUUAUCAAAUCACUCAAAAGGCUGUUGAAGACGUCGCCGGCGUCGAUGCCGUCAAAGAACCGAUAAUCCCAGUCGUUCGUCGGCCGGAGAUCAAGCCUGAAGUCAAAGAAGACGUGCCGGAGCCGCCGAAAGAGGUCGGCGUCAAGCUCGACGCCGGAGAAGUCAAAGAUGACGUCAGUGCUGACGACAACUCUGACGUCAACUUGGAUGACCUCAUCGGCAAACGCCAUUACGUCGAUGGAGCUGACGAAAACGGUAAAAAACCACAGCAAACUUGUACAAAACAUAAAAAACGAUGAUAGAAAAUACUUUCCAAUUUUUCAGACAAGCGCCGGCAAAAAGUGAAGGAGAUGAUGUUGCACGCUUGGAACGGCUACAAGAACUAUUCCUGGGGAGCAAACGAGGUAUGUUUGGCCUCCGCCCCUUUUUCGGCGCCUCAGCAGGAAAAACCACGCAUAGCUCGCAAUAUUCUGCCUGAGAUCGACCUGCGAUUUUGUGAUUAUUUGAAACCCUAUUAUUUCGAAGAAGAAAAAAAGUUUUUAGUUGCGCCCAAUCGCAAAAACGGCAAACUCGCAGAAUAUUUUCGGCGGAAAUCAGAUGCCAGCGACGAUUAUUGACGCAGCCGACACACUUUUCAUUAUGGACUUGAUGGAUGAAUAUAGAGAGGUUUAUUUUUCAUCAUUUUAUCAUUCAAAACUGAAAAAACCCAAAGAACUUUUUUUUAAUGUUUGCUGAAGGUAUAAUCAUUCUCCAAAGCGUAGAACUUUCUUGGAAUUCAAUUUUUCAGGCUCACGACUACAUCAAAGCCAACUUCACGAUGACAAAAGCCACCGGAACUCUAUCGGUUUUCGAAACGACGAUCCGUUUCUUGGGCGGCUUACUGUCACUCUACGGCCUCACGAGAGAACAGAUUUAUUUGUUAGUUUCUAAUUUCGUGUUUCUCCCGACCGCGCUUGGAAUAGCUUCUCAAUAAUUCUUUCAGAGAGAAAGCCAAAGAAGUCGGUGAAGCGCUACUGCCCGCGUUCAAAACGCCAUCUGGAGUCCCAAAAAGUAAUCUCGAUGUUCAGAGGAAGUACGCCAGCAAUUACGGAUGGGCCAACGGAGGGUUGGUUUUAUUUUUUCGAAAGAAAAAUUAUUUUCCGCACAAAACAUUGAAAAAGUUGAAAUAGUGUGUCCAUGAAUGGUCACUCCAUCCCGACUUGAAAGGCGAGGCAGAGAAGUGGGCAGGACGCGUAGCGUGUGCGUACGCGGUUGUUUUAUGUUAUAGUCCGUCCGCCGCGACUUGACAGUUUUCGCGUGUCUGCGUCUCUGUUCCCUCACCGACGAGGUCAGAGAAACAUGGAAACAGCACGUAAACAUGAGAGAUACGUCGAGAGAUAUGGAGGGCGCAGAGAAGUCCCGCCCUCUCAAGCCGUGAAAAACGAACUAUAUCAGAAGAACAAAAUAUAUAUACCCCCGAAAAAGCUAUAUCGGAGACACUAGAAUUUUCGACUUUUGAGGGUCCAUAACUUUUUUCUCUGAUCUCCUCGACAGUUUUUGAGAUCAGAUUUGGAAUCAACGUAGAAAAUUGCAUCUAGUGAUUCUGUUCUCAUUCAGGGGUUCCGGUGCGAUCGGAGACCCUUCCCUGGCUAGUGUAGGACCUUCCAACUAGUGGUCUCAAAAAUGAUCAUAACGUUGGUUUUUCGGACUUUCGAGUUUGAGUUAUAUUUUUGUCACUUACAUAUAAUAUAAGAAACUGGAUCGAUAUGUUUUCAAAAAAACACCGAAAAAUGAGAGUUUUGAAAUGUUUCCAAGAAAGAGUGAUUUCGAAAAAAAUUGGGAGAAAGGUUGAAAACUUGAUAAAAUUUCCUGAAGAGGGGCCGGCGGGCCUGAAAUUCGGUCUGCCCAUGUAAGCACGCCACCUCUUCAAGAAUACCAUGCGCCACUUGCAGAUCGUCGAUUUUGGCUGAAUUCGGCUCGCUUCACCUGGAAUUUACCUACCUGAGCCGGAUGACAAAGGUUCCGUUGUUCGAGAAAAAGGUGAAGAAGAUUCGCGACGUUUUGGAUAAAGCGGAAAAGCCCGAUGGCCUUUAUCCCAACUAUAUGAGCCCGGAUAGCGGCAAAUUCGUUCAAACUUAUCACAUGUGAGUUAAUUUUUAUUCUUUUUCAAUGUUCUGAGUCGUUUUUUUAUUUAGAGAUUCGAUUGCGAAAAAAAUCUCUAAAAACUAGAAAAAGUAAAACAUAAGGCGUGUCAAUAUUUUGACGCGUGAAAGAUCAGUUUUUGAAAAUUUGAAGUGAAUAUUGUGCUGAUAUAUAUCUUGUAAUUUUUUCUGAACUUCUCAUGUUUUUUCUAGGUCCGUCGGCGCUCUGGGUGAUUCUUUCUACGAGUAUUUGAUCAAGUCCUGGCUAAUGUCCAAUAAAACCGAUAUUCAAGCCAAGAAGAUGUACUGGGACGUCAGCGAGGCCAUUGUGAACAAGUUUGGUUCUAAAUUUUUCCAAUAAAUUAAUGGAAAAUUUGAAGAAUGCUUGGCAAGUCGGAAAAAUCGGGUCUGACCUAUACGGCAGAACUGCGCGGCACAAAUAAAGAGCACAAAAUGGGCCAUUUGGCCUGUUUUGUCGUCGGAAUGUUCGGUUUGCAGGCCGUCAAUGAGAUCGAUGCUGAGAAAAAGGUUGGAAUUUCAUUUAAAAAAUAAUGGGAUCGGUUUGAAAAAGUUUAAAUAAGCAAAAACUGAGAAAGGAACUUUUUUUUAUCAUGCUAUUUUUUGGGCCUUGAUUUUGGAUCAAGGUUGUGCUGUAGAUGGCGAUAGUUUGGAGAAAGUUCGGAAAGCUUCCUUAAAAUUAAUUUUUUUUUCAGCAAUGAGGGAAACAAUAACAUAUUGUCGAUAGGACUUGAUAACGGCAAAUUUAACGAAAUUCGAAAAAUCUUCUUAAAACUUAUUUCGUCAGGCGAAGACAAUGAAUCUGGCGGAGGAGCUCGGGAAAACGUGCCACGAGAGUUACAUACGAUCAGAAACUCACAUCGGCCCCGAAAUGUUCUACUUCAACGCGAACGACGAAGCGACCAGUAGAAGGGCCGAAAAUGGCUACAUUUUGAGGCCGGAAGUCAUCGAAGGCUUCUUCUACCUUUGGCGGCUCACUGGGAAGACCGUUCGUUCUUUUCCUUUUUGGAGUUUCGAUAAACAUUUUAUUUCACUUUCAAACUUCUAAUUUUAAGAACAGCCCUAAAAAUUUGUCAAAAAAUCCUUAUGUUCAAAAGGCACGAGUCUUGUUUCUCUUCAACACCUUCCUUAAAUUUGUCCAGGCUUCUUUAAAAUUCUCACAACUUAUGUCAGUUCUUCCACUUUUAGAUGUAUCGCGACUGGGUUUGGGACGCCGUCCAAGCCAUCGACAAGUACUGCCGAGUUGAUGCGGGAUUUGCCGGUCUCCAGAAUGUUUAUGACCCAAAUAGGGUUGGUUAUUUCCGAAUUUAAGCCUUGAAAAUAGUAUAGACAUGAGUUUUAAGGUGAAAAAAUGUCAACUGUUAGAACUUUUCACUGCGAUCCUAACAAAGUACAGAAAUUCGUAUUUUUUGAGAAAAACGGCUUCAAACAACAGCUUACAAUCUUUAUUUUCAACUUCGUCGAGCCUUCAAACAUUCUGACCUGUCUGUGCUCUCUUUCCCUCAUCUUGGAAACAUAAAAACUUUCUGUUCUCUCACCGGCGAGGUCAGAGAAACAUGAAAAGAGCACGUCAAUAUGAGAGAGUCGCCGAACAGAACAGAGAAGUCGCAAAAAAUGGACUAGAAACAAAAUUUUUAAUUUUUGCGUGAACUGAUUCAAAAAUAAUUUUCAAUUCAAUUCAAUUUAUUCAGUCUUCAGAGUAAGAUGAAGAAAAUCUCUGCUGAAUCAUGGUAUAAUUGAAGAGUUAGUCGGGUUACGGUCCACAAUCGUUGUCCAAUACGUCCCGGAGUGACAGCUAGCGUUGGGAAAUAAUGUUGGCCCGUUGGUAGUACCAGCGAAUAAAUUGCUUCACCAUUCACCAAAAAUACUUUACUCAUUUGAAAAAAAAUAAUUUUUUUCAGGGCCACGACGACGUCCAGCAGUCCUUCUUCCUGGCCGAGACAUUAAAAUACGCUUAUUUGACAUUUGCCGACAUUUCUCUGAUUUCUUUGGACCAAUGGGUUUUCAAUACGGAGGCACAUCCAUUCCCAGUUCUUUCUCGUUAA
Caenorhabditis auriculariae is the source of this 5500-nucleotide messenger RNA. Lineage: Eukaryota; Metazoa; Nematoda; Chromadorea; Rhabditida; Rhabditidae. The record is from the annotation of a GenBank genome assembly.